GAGGGGAAAACUACAAAGCGCAAACUGCUGCGCUCUGCGGCUAAAUGAAUAUCAGUCCAGCGUUGAUCGCCGGCGAAGGCGGAUCUUCGUUGUUGUAAGAAUUCAUUUGAGAGGAAAAAAAACGGAAAGGAAAUAAAGGAAGAGGAAAAAAGUCGAACUCGAGAACAACACUCGGAUGAGAUUUGAAACGCGAACGAGCCGAUACACGAGACGUAAGGCGCGCCAUUUUCCACGAAUGUUUGGAGAACGUCUCUACUGCUAUUCGAACGAGAGUGAAACGCGAAACGGGAAUGGCCAAGUUACCUGUUUCAAUCGGAUUUCGGGGAGAUAAAAGGAGCAAUUAGGAAAGGAGAUCGCGGAGGAAACACGCGUGAUAUUGAGCAACGUCGUAACGCUCCGAAGCGGAAUCAAAGCUCGGAGGAAACACCGUUGCACCGAUCAUUUUGAUAACGGAGCUUCGAUGAGUAAGAAAAUCUUUAUGCGCCACUCAUCCAGGAUUCCAUGAUCGGAGCAGUUGAAAGAGCCCCAACGGAAAGAGCCUGAACGAGAGGGAAAGAGAAGAGUCAGUGUUACUUUCACUCGGAGAAAUGUCAUCUGUCAAAUCAUCUUCGGAGAUAAUUCGUCCUCCGGGUGAAAACGACGGAGACUCGUAGCCCCGCGGUCUCUCGAUUCGUGCAGUGAAAACUCGAGGGAACGUGAAAUAACGAAAUACCAUCAUUGAAAUACCAAAUAAUUUUACAUCCUGGAGGAUCGAUCGCAUUAGAGAGGCAAAACAGAAUCGUUUUAUCGUCCACUUUUUCUACAACACACACGAUCCCAGUGAAAUAAGAGUGCUGAUUAAUCGUAAUUACGUUGUCAAAUUUCUAGAGAAGGAGAGCCAAAUAAAACGAAGCAGUUUCGUCAAAUUGAGUGUUUUUGUGAGCAAGACCGAGGCAGAUAACGAGAUAUAAAUAAAUAUAAGGUAGAUAGAUAGGUAGAUAGAGAAAAAUAAGGGAAAAAAUAGAGACGCGUUAAUCUUGACUUAUGACAAGAGGGAUAUGUUCGCAACUGUCAGUGGCUCGUGGUACAAUGUCGAUGCCUCCUCAUGAUGCUUCGAGGAGACGCGGUGGCAGCAGCACCAGCACGAGCAGUUAGGAUCAACCGGUGUUGUGUGAAUCGCGAAAUAUUCUCGGAUAACAAGUCGUCGAUAUUAGGAUCGUUCGCCUUCGGAUCCUUCGUACCAUCGAGAUCGGUGUUUCCUCGAUGGCAAAUUAAUGCCACUUCUUUCAGAGCGCUCGUUAACGAGACAACGAAGAAAUCUCGUAAUCGGCCCGUGCGAUAUUUCCUCGGAGCUCGAGUUAACGACGUCCCUCUUCUUCUCGCUGUGUUCCGCGUCGCCAUCGUAAAUCCUGGAUAAACGGAAGACAAACGACGUUGGUAAACAAACAGAGAAAUAACGCUUGUUAUCUCGGCGGAGAUAGCGCGGUGCGCUCCGCUCGUAUCGCUUAUCGGACGAGUCGACGAUAUUCGAGGGGGAAAACAAAGAGAAUCCAGUCACUCGGCUAGAAGCACUCGACAACAAAAACUCUACUGGUACGAGCAAUUGGGGAAAAGAAAAACGACUAGAAAAAUGGUUGGAAACUCAUCAAUCGUGCUGUUCUCGCGCACAGCAUCGAUUUACUUGCCAUUAUCAUCCGUAUCCUCGAUGAUCAUCCUCGCAGUCGUUCAUCAGCGUACGUUCUAGGCAACUUGCCGUGUGCAGGUGACCACGUGACGACGAGGGUAACCAGCACACACGUACACGGGGCUCUCUCUACGAGGCCCCCCCUCUCUCUCUCUCUCUCUCUCUUUCUCUCCAUCCCACUUCGUUCUUUUCCUCCCCCCCCUGCCCCUUUCUCUCUCUCUCUCUCGCCACGUCUCUUCUUCACUCCCUAGACUUCUCUCUUCCUGUGGCAUUCUUCCUUAAACACCGGUUACGACGCCAAUCGGUGCGUUAAGAGAGAAAAUGAAACGCUGCUGGACCCUCAUGGCGGCGAUCGCCCUUGCCGCAUCGGGGCUGGUAAGUGGCGGCUUACAUGAGAAGCAGCUGCUAAAGGACCUCCUGGAUAAUUACAACGUGCUGGAGCGGCCUGUGGGCAAUGAGUCCGAGCCCCUCGUGUUGAGCUUCGGCCUCACUCUAAUGCAAAUUAUCGACGUUGACGAGAAGAAUCAGCUGCUCAUCACCAAUCUGUGGCUCAAGUUGGAAUGGAACGACGUCAACAUGAGGUGGAACGUCUCGGAGUACGGAGGCGUCAGAGACCUGAGAAUUCCACCGCACAGGCUGUGGAAACCCGAUGUUCUUAUGUACAACAGUGCGGACGAAGGGUUCGACGGUACGUAUCCGACGAACGUCGUAGUCAAGGACAAUGGUACGUGCCUGUACGUGCCACCAGGGAUAUUCAAGAGUACUUGCAAGAUAGACAUCACCUGGUUUCCCUUUGACGAUCAACGUUGCGAAAUGAAAUUCGGCUCUUGGACCUACGACGGCUUUCAGCUGAAUCUUCAGCUGCAAGACGAAAACGGCGGAGACAUCAGCAGUUUCAUCACCAACGGUGAAUGGGACCUCCUGGGGGUGCCUGGCAAGAGAAACGAGAUUUAUUACAACUGCUGUCCCGAGCCUUAUAUAGAUAUCACAUUCUAUGUAAUAAUAAGAAGACGGACACUCUAUUACUUCUUCAAUUUAAUCGUACCCUGCGUCCUAAUUGCCAGUAUGGCGGUUCUUGGUUUCACCUUGCCGCCGGAUUCUGGUGAAAAACUAUCACUGGGGGUAACGAUUCUCUUGUCCCUCACUGUGUUCUUGAACAUGGUAGCCGAGACAAUGCCAGCAACGUCCGACGCCGUGCCGUUACUGGGAACGUAUUUCAACUGUAUUAUGUUCAUGGUGGCGAGCAGCGUAGUCAGCACUAUUCUCAUACUGAAUUAUCAUCAUCGAAACUCGGAUACCCACGAGAUGUCCGAUUGGGUGAGGGUCGUAUUCUUGCGCUGGUUGCCUUUUGUACUAAGAAUGUCCAGGCCAACCGACAAGGAGGAAAAAGAUGCCGCGAAAUCACAAAAACCUUCGCCCGUUACUGGUACGAGCAAAGGCUACGGCGAUCUCGAGUUGCACCAACGAAGCAGCAAGUCAUUGUUGGCGAACGUAUUGGAUUUGGACGACAACGCGCUCGCGUCGCACAACAAUUUGUUGAACAACGUUUACAGCACGCCGGGUCCUCAUCAUCACACGAUGGGUCACGGUCACAGUCAUAUACACACGACGCCUCAUCAUCAUCACAGUCAUACGGCAGCGACGACGCCGCAUCAUCAGCACGGUACGCCUCUGCCGCAUUCGUCCUAUCCGGCUCAUCCGAUAGCUCACACGCCGCAUCACCAUCAGCAUCCAACCGAUACCGGUGCCCCACCGGUCGAUACUAUACUGCAAAGCGCUUGUUUCUGCGCGCGAUACGAGCUCAUUCUUAUACUCAAAGAGAUCAAGAUAAUAACGGAUCAAUUGAAAGAUGCGGAUGAGGAUACGAAGAUAACGAACGACUGGAAAUUCGCGGCGAUGGUGAUCGACAGGAUGUGCCUAAUCAUUUUUACUUUGUUCACCAUUAUCGCCACUAUCACCGUCCUGUUCUCGGCGCCUCAUAUUAUCGUCACGUGAUUCAGAAAGCCAGGGUCUCGUACGACAUGGAUCAUAACCACGGAUGAGGUGACGGACGACAGUGAAGAUGCGAAUAAUAAAUACGAUGAUAUUAAUUACCGGGUAAUUACGAGUUGGCCAGAAAACAAAAAAAUACUUACGAGACGCGAAGAUGACGAUUCACGUAUGCGGUGCAAUUGUUGUUGUUUUUGUUGUUGUCGUCGUUGUCGUCGUCGUCGUCGCCGACGAAAAAAACAUAAUACGUACAGCGAUUCACGGAUGGAAGUCUUCUUUUUUUUUCGAUGCCUUCUUCAAGAGUCUCGUCGUUUCUUGACAACGCUAGCCGAAAGGUUCUUCGAGCGUACAUCACGUGGUUGUUUCAACUUGUAUACUCGGUCGAGAGUUUGUUGGCCUUUUUUUCAUCUCUCAAUCAUUUUAACGAAUUGAUGCGGUAUUACGAUGUAAUAUUUUCAUGACGAAAUGACCUUUCUACCAAUUGAUCAUCAGCGGUACACAUUCGACAUUUUCGAGUGUCAAAUAUAUAAACUGGCAUCAAAUCAAGAAUAACAUUACGUUCCGAUUCGAAUACCCAUUCGAGUUGUAAGCUUUUCCAAACAAACCGUUACAAUUUUUCAAAUAAAAUCUCAAUUCGUCCCUCAAAUAUUAUAUCCGGUCGCAGAGCUCGAAAAACACACACACACACACACACACACACACUGUCGCGUUAAAAAAAAAUCACACGAUUCAAACGCCACAACUCGCAAUAAUUGAUAAUUAUGCCACGUAGAGGGAGAUAACUUAAAAAAUACUCAUUUUCACCACGAACCACCGCUGAAGAGACUCGAGUAAAAACAAAAACACACACACACACACACACACACACACACACACACACACACAUGCGGGCGUGUAAACGGGGUCAAAUUUGAGCGAAUGAUUUGAGAAUUAAUGAUAACAACGGCGAUCUCAUUCAUACCGUUAGCGGACAAAAUCAUCGCGAUUCAUGGCAAGACAAAAAAAUAUGGGCGACCGAAAAUAACAGAAAACACGAAAAAAAAAAAAAAAAAACAAUUCAUUCGAAAAAAGCACGGAAGUAACACGCGAUAGAGAGGGAGAUGAAGGAGGCUCGUAAAAAACCUGAAAAUAAACUUAAACUCACUCAUAUACAGACACACACGCGCACACACACACACACACCAUAAACUAUACGCAGAAGGUAAAAAAACGUAAACUGUGCAAUGGAAGCAUAAAAGCGCACACAUUAUACUCUCAACGCAAUGAACUGCCAAGGUGAUUCAAAUGCCAGUGAAUUUUAUUAUCCGUAUCACUAGUACAUAAAGUAUGACAACUAUGGAGAUUUAUACUACGGUUAUACGUGACGUGCGAUUACAAAAAAAAAAAGUAACUCGAAAAAAAAAAAAUAAAAAAUAAAAAAAAAACAAAACAAAUCAGAAUAAAGGAGGAUGAAAAAAAAAAUAGGAUGUCGGAAAACAGGAAUAAUAGGACCGUAUUCUUCAUUAGGUUUAAACGAAAAACAAAGAAAAACAAAUCCACGCGCAAUGACGAAGAUAAAUGAAUCACGAAAAUUUCUCCCGUAGGUAAUUAUAGCUUUCUUUUAGUUGAUAAGCAACGUUUUACUUUAUAUACAUAUAUAAAUAUAUGUGUACAUACAUCGUGUGUACGUACAUACACAAAUAUAGAUGUAUUUGUUAAUGCAUUUACAUAUGUGUGUGUAUGUAUAUGAAGAGAAAAUCAUUUGAGGAUCAUCGUGAAUCGCGGGAAAUCUUUCAAUUUCAUUUAUACUCGAGGAGAAGGGAAAAAGAGUAAAAGAAAACAAAAUAAUAAGGAUACGAAGAAACCCAUGUACGUAAUUUUGUGAACGAGGUGAAAUGAGAUAUUUAACACUAAAAUAUCUCGCGGCGUAUAUAAAAAAUACUUACACAUGUACUAUGUGGCUCCUUUCGACAAUUAUAACUUCACUCUCAAGCCACCUAUAUUUUUGUCUCACCUGGCUCCUCGCCGUUUCUUCUUAUCGCGCGUAAACAAAAUUUCCUUCGUAUCCACCAAAAUCAAAAUAAAAACCUUUCGUUUUUUCUCAAUCGAAACAUGACAAGCGAUACAACGUUUCAUCUCAAAUGUAUUUUUCCAUCGCUCUAAUAGCUAAACAGAUACGUUGAACAGUGGAAUUAAGGACUGUCGAAAAGAGCUAUAUAAAUCUUGUAAUAUAUAGUUGUCUCGUACGUUUACUCCUUCAACUCGCUUUCCGGCAGCGCACGCCACGCCCCACCAAGAAGGACGUUCAACAGCGAUUAUUAUACAAAAAAUAUGGAAAGCCCACAUUGGAUUUAUCCGCGAAACAACACGAAAAAAAAGUUUAAAAACACUAAAUAACGAAUAUACAGAGAGAGAGAUAAGAAAAAAGAAGUACACACCGAACACGAAGACACAUUGAUACACGAUUACCCAAGCACAUCCAAGAAUUUCGAUUGGACACUCGAGUGCGAUAAAGCACACGAGGAUGUCUUCUACAUUAUCGCGUCUUCCAAAUCAACACAAUGACUAGUUUCGUCGACUUGCAUUGAGUUUAUUGAAAAGAAAGAAAAAAAAACGAAAAAAAAAAAAAUAAAUAAAUAAAUAAAUAAAAACAUAAUAAAAAUAAUGAUACAAAUGCAAGCUCCCAAUCGAUUGACGAAACAUUUGGAUGCUCAAAUAUUUCGCAAUAAUCGUUCACUAUUCGCUUUCCUUUCCUCUUUGUUUGUUAAGAAUUUUUUAACAAAAAAUACUCAUAAACUUCCCGCUCGUACGACGAAACGGUCCUGACUAAAGUCACUUUCUCAUCAAUUUCUCUCCGUCUGUUCUUUCAGUGUGACUUUGUUUCUUCUUUUUUUCGAUAUACUCCUCAACACCUCUCCUUGCUAACGUUUAAUCAACGAUCGAGGACUGCUUAUGUAUAUAUAGAUAUAUCUAUUCAUAUAUCCAUGUAUAUUGAUACUGGCAUACCCCUUGACCUCUCAAAAGCUUGUCUUCUUCUACGAGAUAUCAACUGAAAACAAUAUGAUGGAAUAUCAUGUAAAAAAGUUGCCUUUGUCAACGAUUGAAAGUGUAUUAUUGUCGCUAAAUUUUGCGAAGCCACGUGGUUCCCCUCCUUAAAAAAAAAUAUCAUUUUUAUCGAAUUUCGUUGCUUUACUGGUUUGGCUAUUUUGUGAUUUCGAGUAUCGAACGUGUACACGGCCAUUCGGGAUUACUAUUUUCGUUGUUCUUUUUUUUUGGUAUCAUGAUUGACGAACACAAAGAAUGUGAACCAACGAACGAGCAGUCGUCGAUUCACACCGGUAUAUUCGGUACUGAGACGGUGUUGGAAUCGCGCUGCUGCGGUAGCGAAUAAAUGAGUUAACCACGAUCGAGCUGUUCGGGGAUUUUUAUGGAGAAUCUUCGCAAUAAUUAAUCGGUACAAGAUUACUCGUAAAUUCGCCACCGCGACUACUACGAAAGGCAACAAAUAUUUUCAGUUCGUACGUUUAUUUACCUUUUUUAUAUGCAUUCCGCAUUGAAUACGUUGAGUAAUUGCCAAAUAAUUGAAGGGGUUUAUGUUGCAUUGCAACAACUCGCCAUUACAACUGCAACACUCGAUUGAAAACUCGAGACUCUCAGAGACAAGCGAAAGAGGGAAGUGAAAGAAGAUAAAUGCCGUAAUAAGCCAAGGAGAAAUUCCGGGAGAGCCACUCGGAAACUUGAAUUUUAAUAUACGAAAUCAUCAUUUAUGUCUUUUUUUACAACCGAACGAAACGAUUAAAAUAUCAAAUUAAAAAGAGAUGCAUAUAUAAUAAUUAAAAGCGAAACAAUGAAGCUUCUCCUGAACUUGUUUACGAUCUCGCGUAUUCGUAGACACUCGUAAUAUUGAGAAUUUAUUAAUUAAGGGAGUAAGAGAUAAAGGGAGAGAGUGAGCGAGCGGGCGAAAGAAAGAGAAAGAGAGCGAGAGAGAGAGAGAGAGAGAGAGAUUAGAAUGCGUGAGAUAAAAAUACGAAGAAUCAAAUACAGUUGUACAGUUGGCCAAUGGCAUUGACGCGACAACCAAUCACAUUAUCUUUUAAAUAAUAUUAACGUACCAUUAAUGAAGAUAAAAGAAAAAGAAAUGAAAACAAAAAAACACGUUGUUAAUGAUGUUACUCGAAUGAAUAAUACUAGCGUAUUAAAAAAGGAAAAUAAAUAAAUAACUAAACGAUAAUCGACAAGGGUUCCGAUCGCUAUUAAAUUCACAUUUCGGUCUUCAAAGAAUAUUUAAAAAAAAAAAAAGAAGAAAAAAAACUAAUCGCAAUGAAAACGAACAGUUUUAAGAGUAGAUCAAAGAGGGAUACGAAACGAAAUACAAGUCGUUGAAAAUUGAAACUCAAACGCCGAAACAUUACGAAGAUGAAUGAGAGGUUUGCCCAUAGUUAGGUCAUAUAAACCAAAUAUAUACGAUCGUCGCGCUUAACGGAGAAUUAAAAAAAAAAAAAAAAAAAACAAACAAAUAAAAAUAAUGAAAAGAAUUAAAAUAGAAAAAGAAAGAAAAACAUAUGGCAUAUUGGAGAUCGCGCGCUCGCGCUUUUGCUUCAAGUCGGUGGAUAAUAUUUCCAGUUUGCGAAUUUUUCGAAUUUUUGGCCGGCGAUCGCUUCACCGAUCGUCGUAGCCCGUACAUAGAUUUGUUCUCGGAUUAUUGGAGAGAAAAUAAUUUAAAAGCAUAUUAUAAUAACGAUAAUAAUAAUAAAAUAAAUUAAAAUUAAAUAAAAAUAAAAAUGAUGAAAAGGAAUAAAGUAUCGAAUAAAAAAAAGGGAUAAUUAAAUAAAAGAAAUCAAUGCGUAGAUAAACGAGAUAUGUUCGCGGCUCGUUCCCGGCUUCUCCGUAGCUCACGAGACAUAAAUUAUAACGAGAUAUAAAUUUUAAAAAUAAAAUAAAAUUUUAAAAAUAAAAAUAAAAGAAGAAAAACCACACGAACGAGAAGAGCUCGUGUCGCUUGCGAGCUCGCGAAAUAUUGCCACUUGCUUGCGAAACGAAUAGCCGUUCAUCUCGAAAAAUCAUAUGUCGAAGAAAGGAUUCCGUUGACGCGCGUUAAUAAUUAAAAAAAUAAAAAAAUAAAACUAAUAAUAAUAAUAACGAAAAUAAUAUGUAUUGCGGUUUGUUUUUCUCGAUAAUUAUGGGAUUUGUAAAUUUACGAGUGUCGCGUGAUAUCUCGAUCGUGAUUUUGUCGAAACUUUUACUAAAAUCAAGUUUGAUCAUCCAUUGUCUUCGAAUUGAAUUUUUAAUCAAAUUAAAAUAACUUAAUCGAAUAUUAAAAAGAAGAAAAAUGCUCAAAACUCCUGUACGAGGGAACGUGAAUAUUGCAAAGAGAAUUUUUCGAAAGCAAACAAACUAUAACGAAUCAAUUCACUAAUCAUUCCACUUCGAGAUGUCACUCGAUAAAUUCGAAGCUCAAAAAAUAUGAGUAUUCUCGUAUGGCAUUUUUUCGUCGAUUUAUUUCCAUCAUUAUCGUAAUUUUUGACAUUUUUCCACCACCAUUAUUCGCGCAUUUUUGCAAAAAUUAUGCAACACCGUAUGGGGCAUGAAUAAUUUCUUUUACUAGCAACUUUAAUUGAUCGAUUCCCUCGGAGGAAAGUAACAAACGAACGUUGAUGUUCGAGUCGAUUUUGCUGUUUUUUUUAAUGCGGAGUGUCCGACGAGAUUCAAGUGCCAAAAUUCGUUAACGACUGAUCGAACCGUACAGCGAUCGAUUGAAAAUACAAACGUAUGGACAGUGUAAGAGUUUGAUGCCAAACGGAUAUGAGUCUGUUCGAAUAAUUGUGCCAAGAUGAAAUAAACACCUGACAGAAAUGUUUCGUUCUACGGAAUCGAAAUGGGCUACGGAAAGAGUUGCAAACGACUGAUCUCGAAACAGAAAUGAACGACACGAUAAUUGAAAAUGGAAAAAUGAAACGCACUGAAAAGUAUUACCGUGGGUGCGUGAUAUUCGCGAAAUUAUCCUCCAAUGACAAGAGAAAAAAAUAUUGCUCGCUGUAUAAUAUUUUCUGACUGGAGAGUGAAAUUCAAUUCUCGGGAGAAAACAAAUGAAUUGGGUAGUACAAUGAGAGUUUUAUAUUCGGACUAAUUUUUGACGAUAUUAUUGUUUUUCUUUGGCUAAUUAUUGACGGAGCAACAGUGAAGUAGAAGCAAAAGUGAAAUUGAGUGUUGCUAUUUCCAGUUGAAUUUAUUUAUGUUUGUAUUUUGUAAUUUUUCGUGAGCCGUCAAAUAUUCAUACAGAACUGAUAACGAAUGUUAAGAUUUGAACGAGCCCAUUGAAUCUCAAGCAGUUUGUCUCAUUGAACCAAUAUUUUUUUAGUUUUCCCGACCUUCGUUUUUUUCCAUUUGAACUUUCCGAUUUUAUUUGCAUUGUUGGGUUACUUCUUGAUUACUCGGCUUGCCGGUAUCCGUGUGCCGGUAAAAAAAAAUCGAAAUUGCGUCCUCGCGAGUGUCGUUUCACUGGAAACUCGAGAAAAGCGACAGCCAAACGAAAGAACGUUGAACGAACCUGAUAUCUGCCUGACUGUCCCGUAUCUUCUGUCUCUUUUUUACAUCGCGAGUCGACUCAUUUCGCUGUCUGAUAGUUGUAAACUUCUAGGAUAUUUGCAUCGAGCGCUUGUAUGAGACUUUUACACGAAAAAAAAUGGCUGACUUGUCGCGAGAUCUCCCGAUAAGCGAUUGAAAACGACGAUUUAUUAAAAUGACAAAGUAAAAUAACAAAAUAAAUAAAUUUACGUAAUCGCAUGAAGAAAAGCCGCCACGAUGCCGCCUGCGCUGAGCAAGCGACGCAAUUUUGUACACGGAAGUAGCCGCACUCAGAAUUGUAAAAAAAAACCAUACCGAAAUGACGUUAAAAAAACAAUAAAUCCGAAAGCACUUACGAUUAAUUAGACGUAAAACAAAAAGAACAACGUGUGAAAAGCUCUUUUGCGCUAUUAUUUAUUUCCCCGAUUACGCGCGAUAACGUGAAACAAAGCUCUCAGUGCCCUCCAACUCUGCUUCCUUUGAUUCUCACGUCUUCCUUUCCCGCCCUCCUUCUUCGCCACGUCAUCAAAAUCGAAAUGAAUAAAAAAGAAUAUAAGAAAAAACAAAACAAGAAAGAAUCACCGAGGAUCUGUUAGAUGAACGAUAAUAGAGAAUACUUUAAUGAAGAAGAAAAAAGCUCUAAAUUUAAACGGAACUAUUAAAACGCGUACCAUUAAACAUAAUCUAUACAUAUUUAAACUAUUGAAUGCUAAAAAUCAUAUUCGUAUAAACAAAAAUGUGAAAAUAAGCAUUAAAAGAAUAACAAAAUAAAAGUGAAUAAUCAAUUACCGAGUAUUAAAGAAACUUAGUCUGUAAUCGAUAGUGACGUAGUAGUGCUAUGCCAAAUAAUUUUAGGAAUCGGUUCAACGUAGUUUACUUAGUAAUUUAGGGUCAAUCUUUAUCGAGAAAACUUUCUCUCUAAACUAAAACAAAAAAAGAAAAACCAAAACCUAAAUAUCUCAAACUUACCUACGAAUUUAACAAAAGAAGAACAAAACGAAACGAAACAAACUGAAAAAAAAGAUAAGAGUAUGUAAUGCUGAAAAUUUCAAGAAAAAAAAAACAGAUUUAUGAGGAUCUAUAAAAAAAAGAAAAAAAAAAAUAACAACAACAACUCUUCUAUACUUUCAUCUCCUGAACUUCAAGAAUCGUAUAGUAAUUCGGACUCUGUUCCAAAUCAGUCUUUAACCGGCUGAUAAACGUUAUACGAUCACGAAGAAUAUUUUAAAGCGAAAAUCUUCCGUUAAUAAUAAAAAUUAAAAGAAAAAAAAAAAUAUAUACGUUACAACCAGUUGAUGAGAUUGAGAGAGCUGUCCUCUUGAAGAAUAAGAAUAAAAAGAAGAAGAAAAAAAUAAAAAUAAAACGAAAAUAAGAAAAACAAAUAAGAAAAAACGACGAACGAUCGUGAGACGAUGCAACGGAAUGACUCACCUGUUUUCUCACUUGACUUUUCAUUAAUGCCUCGAGAACAGCCUGGUUCAAAUAAAUAGUAAAUUCAUAUUGAAGGAGUAUAAAAAGUAAGAAAAAGGAGAAAAGAAAAAAAAUUUGUUAUAUUUCUAUGCUGGGUUCUAUCUCGAGGCAAACGUUGAUUGAUAUGAGAAUCCCUGUUAACUGGUGAGCACAUAAAUCACCGCAUUGUAAUAUUAUUGACAUUAUUACGUUAUUAUGAAAUUGUUGAAAUAAACGAAAUGAAAAUAAA
This is a messenger RNA of Venturia canescens, 11894 nucleotides long. RefSeq names its product neuronal acetylcholine receptor subunit alpha-7-like. Lineage: Eukaryota; Metazoa; Arthropoda; Insecta; Hymenoptera; Ichneumonidae. Gene Ontology annotation, cellular component: synapse; neuron projection; plasma membrane. The transcript is spliced from 12 exons. The record is from RefSeq and is a predicted model, not a curated record. Gene Ontology annotation, molecular function: acetylcholine-gated monoatomic cation-selective channel activity; transmembrane signaling receptor activity. Bases 1985 to 3658 code for a protein of 557 amino acids. Gene Ontology annotation, biological process: signal transduction; monoatomic ion transmembrane transport; nervous system process.